This is a messenger RNA of Leucoraja erinaceus (little skate), 1381 nucleotides long. Its product is annotated as protachykinin-1. NCBI's taxonomy places the organism in Eukaryota, Metazoa, Chordata, Chondrichthyes, Rajiformes, Rajidae. The record is from RefSeq and is a predicted model, not a curated record. Bases 160 to 528 code for a protein of 122 amino acids. The transcript has 6 exons.
UCGCUUUCAAUAACAAAAAGGAGGGUCUUCGUCCUCUGGAUCACUGUGAGGUUUCCUAUAAAUGAGUCCUGGGCGCACUAAGGUGCCAGGGAGAAGCCAGAGAGGCAGGUGAACCCGCGCCGAGGAGUUCGGAUCUCAAGACUUGUCAUCACACCGCCCAUGAGAAUGGAGAGCGUAAAAGCCAUCCUUCUGCUGAUUGCAGUGAUCGCACACGCUUACUGCGACGAGGAGCCGUCGCCAGCUGCCGAGAAGGAUUCGUGGAGUCUGGACAGCGAGAAGUGGCAGGAAAACCUACCAGAAGACACCAAUCUUAUCCAGCAGUUUGCGCGCCUGGUAAAAAGAGCAAAAAUUGAUAAAUUCUACGGUUUGAUGGGGAAACGCUCUUCUGGCCCAACACAAGCUGGAAUUGUUGGCCGUAAAAGACAAAAGGGAGAGAUGUUUGUUGGACUCAUGGGACGUCGGUCUUCAAGUGCUGAGGCACCACCUGAAUGGGAAAGAAUUCAGUACUAUGGAAGGAGGCGCAAAUAAUGUAGUGCAAAUGUAACACCACACAAAUGCCCUCGACACCAUACCAUCAUGAAGGGCAUUUUGGCUACGUGACCACGAAUCCGAAGGUUGUGCUCAAGUUCCUCAGAAUUUAGCGACCAUCAAGACUGAUGUGAAGCCUCUCCUUACACCAGUCUAGCAUAAUUUGUCAAAGUUGUUAGAUAUUUUAAUCUCUUUAUGUAAAUCCUCUCAGUUAAAGGUCACAAUGACACAGGAAUCCGAAUCAAACAAUGGUAAUAACCACCAAUAGAAAUGGAUGACGAAUGUUCGUAUUUUUGAAACUUGCAUUAAAAAAAAAAAAUAAUUAAAGAAUUGAAGUCACAAUUGUGUGCUGGAAAUGGAUCAGGGCUCUGUGGUAUCAAUGCACUGUUAAUUUCAUGGUUUUAACUCAGUUAGAUUUGUUUAAAAUUCUUAACAAUAUGCACUCCUAAUUAAAUGCCAUUUGUUUAAAACAGAGCUUUGACAACUCCUAUACAUUUAUUAAUAGCCACCUGUGGAGAGAAAGAAUGAAAUCUCGAGUAACCUAAAUGUAAAAUAUUUUUUUAACAAUGACUUUUGAAAACCCAGAGUCCAAAUAGAUGCAUGUUAUGUGCUUAUCAAGAUUCGGACAGGUGAGGUUUCAUAUUCUUUCAAUUGGCUAUUAUUAAAUUAAUCAACAUAAAGUAAUAUAUUGAGUUCACAGUUUUACGACUUGUGGUCUACCAACUAGGAAGCAGGAGCAGCUAUCCACUUUACCAACAAAAAUGUUAAUUUUUCGUGUCUCAUUGAAACUGAUGGUUCUUUUUGUGUCUGUUCUAUUGGAUCAAUAAAAUAUGCAUCUUGUAAAGUGUAAAAA